Messenger RNA from Diprion similis, 2246 nucleotides. It is a transcript of the gene dnk, whose product is annotated as deoxynucleoside kinase-like. The record is from RefSeq and is a predicted model, not a curated record. Gene Ontology annotation, molecular function: ATP binding; deoxynucleoside kinase activity. The coding region runs from base 329 to 1087 and encodes 252 amino acids. The transcript is spliced from 5 exons. Lineage: Eukaryota; Metazoa; Arthropoda; Insecta; Hymenoptera; Diprionidae. Gene Ontology annotation, cellular component: cytoplasm; mitochondrion. Gene Ontology annotation, biological process: nucleobase-containing compound metabolic process.
UCAAACGGAUGCAGUUGAUGGUUGUUCGACAUGGAAGACAUUUGUUUCAACUAAUUGUUAAAUCUGAAAGACUCAAAUAAUUUAUGCUUAAUAAUAAUGCGUAGUGUAGCAUGUGACCUGUCAAAAUUUCGACGGUAGAAAGAGAUGGAAGGUUCCCCCACCAUGUAUUGCAGAAUAUUUACGCGGGAAUGUUUUCGUUCUAUCCGCCCUUUUAGUCAGGUAAUUCCGUGUCAAUGCCCCUGAUCUUGUCCUCUGUUCGUCCCGUUAGUAAAACUAGCCUGCAGACUAAUUAACGUAACAUAAAUAGUUCUGGAAACUUUUUGCAAGAAUGAGCGCAUCACCUAAUAAGAACUCUAAGCGGCUUUUUACCGUGUGUAUAGAAGGCAAUAUCGGAAGUGGGAAAACAACAUUUUUAAAUAAUUUUAAAGCAAAUGAUAAUAUGCUGGUUCUUCAAGAGCCGGUAGAGCUUUGGCGCGACGUCGGUGGUACUAAUUUGUUGGAAAAAAUGUAUAAGGAUCCUGUUAGGUACGGUUGCCUAUUUCAGUCUUACGUUCAAUUGACAAUGCUUCAACUGCAUACUCAGAAAACUAAUCUACCUUUUAAAGUUAUGGAAAGAUCUGUAUACAGCGCUCGCUGCUUCAUUGAGAAUAUGAAACGUACCAAAAUGCUGGAAAAGGUGGAAAUAGAUAUUCUAGAGCAGUGGUAUGAAUGGUGCAUCCAGUGUGCUGAUAUUCAAACAGAUUUGAUAGUGUACUUACGAACAUCUCCAGAAGUGGUUUAUGAGCGGAUGCGAACUCGUGCUCGUAAAGAAGAAGAUUGCGUGUCAUUAGAAUAUUUGAAACAAAUCCACGAUGUGCACGACGAUUGGCUUUACAAUCGAUCUCUAUUUUCCGUACCUGCCCCAGUGAUGGUUCUGGACGCCAACAAAAGUGUAAAUGAGAUGAUGGCAGAAUUUGAAAAAUGCAGAAGAAGUAUAUUUGAGAAUAGAGAUAAAUUAAUCAUGGAAAACCAAAAUAUGCGAAAGAGAAGAAAUGUCGAACCUUUGUCGCCAUUGACUCCAACAAAAAUUCCAGUUGGCAGUGUCUAGUGAGAAAAGAAUCGCGUAGGUAAAGAAAGAAUUAAUAUUGCUAUGUGAUAGCAUCAUAUAUAUAUCUAUUAAUUAUAACGAUUAUUUUACUAUCCCAAGAUUGGAUUUGACUUUUUAUGCUGUGUUCGUUUAUUCGCAAAUAACAUACUACGCUUUCCUACUGAAGGCAUGACUUGAAUCGUACACAUCGGAUCGUUAGCUGUAUAUUACAUGAAAUUUUUAUAGCUGUUCCCACCACCGUGAUAAAUUUAUUUCUGCUCAUUCACACAGCUUGAUCUCGUGACAAACAUUCAAUCAAUUGUAGACAAAACUUGUCCAUUGAUUUCGUUGUUAUGUGAAGUUAUGGGUAAAAGUACAGAUGUAAUUGCAAAUCUUCUCCCUACCGCAUUCAUACCAUAUUGCAUUUGCAAUCUACUUAUGUUGUAGUAAAUUGUGUUGAAUUAACUUUAGUAUUAGGAUUUCUAUAUAACUCGGACAUUUUAUUUUUCGUUUAUAUUAUUUCAACAUGCUGUAACUCAUAAAAUAUAUAAUUAACUGAAAAUAUGGACGCACGCAUAUCCAACUGUCCCUAUCAAAACUUUUAGCUCGAGAUAUAUCGAGUUUUCAUGAAUUGACUAAAAUUCAAGAAUUGAAUUCAAAGUUGGGAAAUUUUUAAUUUAGGAAGAAGGGGAAAGUUGGUGCGGUUGAUAAACGAUACGAUAACGAAAUCCAAACCAACUAUUUUAUUAUUACAUACACGUAUGUAUUAUAUGUACAUUUAUCAAAUUUCAACCCAACAAUAAAGAAUAUAUGUAAACAUAUUCCUGUCAACAUAACGCUAUGGUAUACAAGACUGGAAUGCAGAAAGUUGAAAGGUCUCAGAAUAUAACUGCAAUGAUUAGGAAACAGUUUUUCUUCGAUUUCAAAAUUUGAGUAUUGCACAAUUGUUUUAAAUUAUUUGUGAUGCACAGGUAUCACUUUGAUAAAAAAAAUCAUUAACGAAAUUUAUUCUACCUUUUUGCAUCAGAAUUUAUAAAAAUUACAAUAUUUACACCCGACUGGGACUUUAACAUUGACGCAUAUAUUGCAGUACUAAUAACACUAUAAACAUUAGUUAUUUUUAUAUGUAAUUAGUAUUAAAGUUGAACAUAUGUUAUAAAAUAAUUUGCCAUUUGUUUGA